Cajanus cajan (pigeon pea) is the source of this 1195-nucleotide messenger RNA. NCBI's taxonomy places the organism in Eukaryota, Viridiplantae, Streptophyta, Magnoliopsida, Fabales, Fabaceae. The record is from RefSeq and is a predicted model, not a curated record.
UGAAAACGUGGCCACCGCUUGUGCAGUAUGAGUAUGGGUUUAGGGUGGCACUGUUAACGUAUUGCUUGAUCAUAGUUUCAGAUUAUAGAAUGGGUAACCCAAUCAGGACUAUGAUCGAUCGGUUGUAUUCAAUCGCCAUUGGAGGAAUAAUAUCAGUGUUGGUCAAUGUUUCUGUUUUUCCUAAAUGGGCAGGGGACAACCUACAUAAAGAACUCGUCAAAAACUUCCAUUCAGUGGCAGAUUCACUUGAGGAAUGCGUUAAGAAAUAUUUAGAAGAUGAGUCAGAGAAGUCUACAAUCAUCACAACUAGCACAAAUGAAUUUUCAAACGAACCGACUUAUAAGAGAUGUCAAAAUAUCUUAAAUUCAGGAUCAAAGCUUGAGACUCUGGCUAAAUCAGCAAAAUGGGAACCACCACAUGGUAGAUUCAUGCACUUUUCAUAUCCAUGGUCACAAUAUGUGAAAGUUGGGGUGGUCUUACAAUACUGUGCUUAUGAAGUUGUGGCACUCCAAAGCAUUGUACAUGCAGAAAUUCAGGUACCCUACAAAUUGCGGGUUGUGUUCCAAUCAGAAAUCCAAGAGGCAUUAAACGAGGCUGCAGAACUGGUAAGGAUUUUGGGAAGAGACAUUAGUUGUAUGAAGUGGAGUCCGAAAAACUCCCACAUUAAGAGGCUUCAUAGCUCUACUAAGAGGCUACAACGUUCCAUGUACUUGCAAUAUUAUUAUAUACUCACAUCUACUUUUGAAAUUGAUAACCCAUCAAAGUCCUUUGCACACACCUACCAUUUACCAGAUCAGAGGGAGGUGGUAGAACAACUAGAAUGUUACCAUGAGAUAACAAGGAAGCAAUUGAAAAGACUAUAUUCUUGGCCAUCUAGAGAGGUGGAUGCAUUUGAAGAAGAUGGUGAGAAAAGCAUAAAGAUAGUGGAUUCCUUAGAGAGUACUGCAAUAUUGUCAUUGGCUAACUUCACUUCCUCGCUGGUUGAGUUUGUGGCAAGAGUUGACCAUUUGAUAGAGGCAGUGGAUAAGCUUUCCACCAUGGCCAAGUUCAAGCCAGCGGAUGGGUUGUAGAAGGAAUGUUAAGGUGCAAUCAAGUUUUGCGUCACAUCAAAAUUUACUUUGUUAAUAACUAAGAUUUAAGAACUGGACAUGUUUGCUAGCAGGGAGUGUUGAAAAGACUUUCAAGUAACAAGAAG